Messenger RNA from Dermacentor silvarum, 1342 nucleotides. Its product is annotated as sulfotransferase 1C2-like. Gene Ontology annotation, molecular function: sulfotransferase activity. NCBI's taxonomy places the organism in Eukaryota, Metazoa, Arthropoda, Arachnida, Ixodida, Ixodidae. Gene Ontology annotation, cellular component: cytoplasm. Gene Ontology annotation, biological process: sulfation. The transcript has 3 exons. The record is from RefSeq and is a predicted model, not a curated record. Bases 305 to 1261 code for a protein of 318 amino acids.
AAUGGUCGUUUCUGCCUUUACAUGGCCAGUUGUUCGAACCGGAAACAAAGUUUCGGUUUCUGUCGCACAUGCGCGGCUCAGCUGGCGGCUGAUAUUUCUGAAAAUAAAAAGAAAAGCAAAAUUUAAAAAUAUAUAUAUGUAUAUACUGAGUCACGAGACCGGAUGCGCACCAGGCUUUCAUCGAAAAACCGCCGUAGAUCAAAACAACUCGCCGAAGCGGCACCUAUAGCGAGGAAUCAGCGUGAACGCGUUGUGAUCGACAAGCUGCUCGCGCCUCGAUUUAGGUGGUCCCCCGGUGUCCGUCAUGCAGGUGCGUGACAUGUACUCACACUACGGUUGCGGAUCGCAGCGCUACGUUUGCGAAGACGGUGACAUCAUCCUCGUCUCGUACCCCGGUUGCGGCGUUCACUGGGUCCAACAGAUCGUCCAGCUCAUCCUCAACUCCGGCCAAAGCGCCCAGGACUACGUCGAGUUCAUGAGGCGCACGCCCUUCCUGGAUAGGCUUAACGCUACAAGAAGACGAAGCUGCGAUCCCGACCUCGUUGUUCCUGCACGGCCGAGGACACUGAGGACUCACCUUCAGAUACUUCGUGGCGGCGUUUCGCACUCUAAAGUCAGGUACGUCUACGUCGCACGCAACCCGUGGGACUGCUGCGUCUCCCUAUACCACCGCGUCAAGUUCAGCUCGACAAGGUCGCCUGCGCUCGUAACCCCGCGUUCGAAUUUCGACGAAUUCUUCGAUCUCUUCGUGAAGGGCAAGUUCAGCUUCGGCGAUUAUUUCGACCACGUUCGUAGCGCUUACGACCACCGGGACGAGGACAACGUCUUUUUCGUUACGUUCGAGGACUUGAAAGCGGACAGGGAGGGCGUCGUAUUGAAGCUGGGCCACUUCCUCGGCGAAGAAUACGGCGAAGCGCUGGAAAACUGCCGUGUGUUCGCGGACGUCUGCGAGAAAUCGAGCUUCGACUACAUGAAACGAGUGUACGGCGAUCCGAAACAGGGUUUGGAUUCGUUGUCUGCUACUGCGUCCACUUCACCUUCCGCGGCUGCAGAAGGCGUCUUCGCGUCUGGCCUCCUGCAAGAUGGCGACCGAUUCUGCCGCGCUCUUCGGUCGGGCAAGGUGAACGACUGGAAAGAACAUUUCACACUGGAGCACCGAGACAGGAUGAAGGUGAGGAUAGCGGAGAAGACCAAAGGAUCGGACUUGAUGAGCCUCUGGAGACUUCAGUCCAGAUACAAGUGCUUGGCAGCGUAUUCUUGAAGUGAUGGUGGUGCAGAUUAUAAGAUUUGCGCCAUUUGGGGCUUAGCUCGUCCCCCAGCAAUAAACGACGUCUAUCUUGCA